AUGCUUGGGAAGUCACGGUGGUCUGGUUUCAAGGCCCAACAUCUGGAACUCAGCUUGUGGACAACUGAAGGCCUCAACAUAGAUAGGGCACUGAGUCUGAGACCAACAAUUGUGUUUGCUUUCUAUGAUACUUUGUCAAAAGCCUAUUCUGCUAAUCCAUAUGGUCUUGCUCAUAUGUGGAACUAUGAUGAAACUGGUGUGAUGGCUGGCAGAAAUGGAGCAAUGUGGGUGCUUGUGAGGAAAGGAAGUCAGAAUGUGUCUUAUAUACUUUCGAAGAGCUAUGAAUGGAUUACCAUUCUUUGCUGCAUUAACGCUUUUGGGAAAAGUAUUCCAGGUUUCUAUUUUUUUAAAGGAAAGAGGAAGUUAUAG
This is a messenger RNA of Cryptomeria japonica (Japanese cedar), 369 nucleotides long. RefSeq lists its product as uncharacterized. Lineage: Eukaryota; Viridiplantae; Streptophyta; Pinopsida; Cupressales; Cupressaceae. The record is from RefSeq and is a predicted model, not a curated record. The transcript has a single exon. The coding region runs from base 1 to 369 and encodes 122 amino acids.